AUGGGAGAAAAAAGCUAUAAGACUAUUAGAAUACUAUCACAAUUACUAGCAACAGUAGUUAUUGUAUUUAACAUAUAUAUAAUUACAUUAAACGCAUAUAACUACAGAUUGAGGGAAUUGGAAAAAAGAAUUAUGAAAGAAAACAACAUAGUUCAUUUUGACACAAGUAUAUUAGUUGUGGGAAUGAACCUUAUAGUUUUGAUAUUUGGGAAUUUUACUGUAACAACUAAAAGUAAGUGUCUUAUAGAAACAUACUGUUCUUUCAUUUACUACUACAAUAUAUUCAUAGCACUUUUCUGUGCUUAUAUUUUAAGUCUCUAUAAAAUUGAUUUUGCUAGUAAAGCAUCACAAGCAAUAAGACCAACAGAUACAACUAACACUUUAUUAAGAACUCAUUUUAAUGAAAACCCUAAUGGGAAUGUUAUUUUUAUAUUGAAAAAUUAUAUGUUUGAGUUAUAUAACUGGACUUGUUUAGGUCACGUAUUAACACUAUGUAUUAAUUAUUUCAAUAUGUUCUUAUUUAGUUAUAUAUUAUCAAUGAAGUUAAAGAAAUCUAGAACUAGACAAACUACACAAAAUCACACAGCAGGAAUGACUGAUGAUCAAUUAAAAGUAAGAAGAGCUGUUCAAUUAACAGACUGA
Hepatospora eriocheir is the source of this 642-nucleotide messenger RNA. Lineage: Eukaryota; Fungi; Microsporidia; Hepatosporidae. The record is from the annotation of a GenBank genome assembly.